AUGUCAACAAUUUAUGCGAACCUUUCUAGCCCGGAAGUCUUCAAGCGGAUCUUGAGACACACCAGUUACGUGUCCGGGGAUAUUCCUGACGAUUGCAAUCAGAUUCAUAAUUUAGCCCCGGUUGAUAAAUGUGAUUUUGUUAAGCGGACUGCUUCUUGCAGCGAAGAUGCAUACUAUUUCGACUACACUUACUUUCUUUUCUGCACAAUUGGGAACGAGAAUACGGAGCUGUUCAGAUUGGGUGCUGUGCUGCUAGUACUUGGAUUGCUCAUCUGUUUUACAGUGCUGGGAACAACGGCCGAUCAGUUCUUCUGUCCUGUACUGGCCGUGAUCUCGAAAACUCUCAGGGUAAGCGAAACCGUAGCCGGUGUCACAAUCCUGGCCUUUGGCAAUGGGUCACCGGAUCUGUUCACGGCAAUUAGCAAUCCCCUUAGUGAUACGGAAAUGAUGUUCGGAGAGUUGCUGGGAGCGGCCACGUUUGUGAUCGGUGUAGUGGCUGCUCUUAUCCUGGUGAUUAGACCAUUUCAAACCGAUCCCGCUGGGGUCGUGCGGGAUGUGCUGUUUUUCCUAUUUGCCGUCUGUUGGAUUACGAUUUGUGCUUACGAUGAGAAGUUCCACCUUUCUGAUGCUAUCGUCGUUGUCAUCGUUUAUGUGGCUUACCUGACGAUUGUGUUGAUAGAUUUUUUUCUGAGGAAGAGGAAGCUACACGCGGUGGAGUCCAGGAUUUCACUGAGUGGGGAACUGCCGGCGGCAGAUUCGUACUACAAUCAACUACGAGGAGAGACGGAAAUUAUCAUACGACCAAGGAAUCCUUCAUUGGGUUCUGAAGUUGACAUAUCCAGAAAUCGUGUGAGCGUUUUUGUGAACGAAAGGCCAUCUAAAAACUAUCAUCUAUUCAAGGAUUUCUACGAACAUCUUAAUCCAAUAGACAUUGAUGAGUGGGAGGUAGCUGGGUGGUGUGGAAGAACUUUCACCAUUUUGAAAAUACCCAUUCGUUUAGUUUUGACUUUAAUUAUUCCCGUAGUGGAUUAUACCGUCGAGCGGCACGGUUGGUGCAAACUGCUAAAUAUGAUUCAUUGUUUCACUCUUCCUCUGAUAUUUCUGAGCAUCAGCGGUUGGAUUACCGAGAAAAUGUUCGACAUACCAGUUUUUGCUUGGUUGCUGAUAUUUUCUUCAAUAGUGGUGACCACGAUAUUCUUCACUUCGCGAACGGAUAGACCUCCACGAUAUCAUCUGGUUUACGCGCCACUAGCGUUCGCAGGAUCAAUAAUGAUUAUCUACGUCAUCGCCCAGGAGGUGGUUAGCCUGUUGGUCACUUUGGGUUUGGUACUUAACCUGUCCAAAUCAAUGCUUGGUUUAUCGGUUCUAGCCUGGGGAAACAGCAUUGGAGAUAUGUUUUCAAACAUUACCCUAGCGAAGCAGGGUUACGGAAAAAUGGCUUUUGCGGCGUGCAUGGGAGGACCACUAUUUAACCUUUGCCUUGGACUGGGUAUCACCAUAAUUGUGAAGGCUCUCAAAAGAGCGGACCACGUAGCUUUCUCUCGAGAAGGCGCCAUGGGUCUGAAUAUUGAAGCGUUUCUAGUUCAGCUGCUGGGUACCAUUCUCCUGGCGCUAUUGUUUACCGGUUUCCAGGGUCGUCGCAGUGUCGGAUUUAUGAUGAUUUCCACAUAUAUUGUGUUCUUUUUGUUCUGCUUGUUGGGCGAGUUUGAAAUUAUCCAUCCUUACGGUACGGAUCAUAAUAAUGAAGGAGAAUUUGUGUAAAAUUAAGUAGCAAGA
Molecule: messenger RNA, 1776 nt
Organism: Topomyia yanbarensis
Lineage: Eukaryota; Metazoa; Arthropoda; Insecta; Diptera; Culicidae
Product: putative sodium/calcium exchanger 7
Exons: 7
Coding region: 1-1761 (586 amino acids)
Biological process (GO): intracellular calcium ion homeostasis; monoatomic cation transport; transmembrane transport
Cellular component (GO): membrane
Molecular function (GO): calcium:sodium antiporter activity
Source: RefSeq, a predicted model, not a curated record